AUGGUCACCGUGAAUUUACAAAUCUGCGGUCCGAUCAGGCUUGCUCAAGGUCAGUUACACGUGGUUGGAUCCCUUCAGCCUGUUGUAGCAGCUCCAGGUGAUGAUGUCAUCCUGCCCUGUCAAGUGGAACCAGCAUUUAACGUGGCGGGGUUGACGGUGGAGUGGUCAAAGCCGGACCUCCGUCCUGACCCCAACGACCGGCUCAGCCGAGUGGAAUAUGUUCAUCUUUACAGAGAUGCCCACGAGGUCCCCGACAUGAAGCUCCCAUCGUACAUCGGGAGGACGGCGUUGUUCACAGACAGCCUGAGAGAUGGAAACAUCUCACUAAGAAUCACUAAUGUGACACUAGAAGAUCAAGGAAGAUACAGAUGUUUCAUCCCGAAGUUAAAGGGUCAAACAAAGUUUUCAAUUGUUCGUCUGAUUGUUGACCCAAGUUUAACUGAAACUGCGACCACAGAGACACAACUGGAUCCUGAAAAUUUCCAUGUUCCUGAUUUAAAUGAAGAGAUAGAUAAUAAAGCUGAAUACGUGUGUGGACUACGAUACGAGUACAUGUAUUAUGAAUGUAAGGCAGCGGUCACCGGUGUUCUGCGAGAUAAUGAGCAGACCUCUAUGCAUGCCAAAUUUAAUGCAGCUCUCAUCAUUGUAACACUGUCACACAGCUAG
This is a messenger RNA of Neolamprologus brichardi, 666 nucleotides long. The record is from RefSeq and is a predicted model, not a curated record. NCBI's taxonomy places the organism in Eukaryota, Metazoa, Chordata, Actinopteri, Cichliformes, Cichlidae.